GUUUAAUAUAGUAUUUCAUGAUGACAGUGUGUGAUAUAUCUGUAGUUUUGGGUGCUGGGUUAUUAUCUUGUCCUAGUGAGUGUCCCUAUUGGUCUCAGAGUGCUGUAUGGAAGGGUGUUGGUGUUUGUACUACUAAGGAUCGCUGUAGUGUCUAUAACCCGUUACUAUCAUAUGCUGACGAGCGUACUAAGGUGUGUCUACCUUGUUCUGUGUAUGGUUGUUCUUCUUGUACUUAUUCCAAUUCGGUUGCAUUCACAGAUUCUGAUUCCUUGGUUUUACCGGAUAUUUGUUUGAGGUGUGCUCCUGGUUAUCGUAUGCAAGAUGGUGGUAAUGGUUGUUACCUCGUUGAGAGUUCGUUAUGGUCUCGUUCAUUUUAUGCUAUCGUUGCUGCUGUCUUAGUAUGUUUACUUGGUCUUGCUCUUCGUAUGGCAUUACGUCCAUCUCAGUUAGAGGCUAACAUUCGUCGUUAUCGUGAUGCUCUGAAGUCUCAAAAGAUUGGCAAUUGGUCUGAUUCUUUAGCUUCUGGAUUCUUUCGGUCACUGAUCGAUCUUUGUUCCGUUGACGUAUCUGGUGUUGGCGUGAUACUAUAUUUCCGUUUUUUAGUUUUUAUGGGCGGUAUUAUAUUCUUCAUGCUUGUUAUGACGAUUGCUCACGCCCACAUACCAUGUUCUGAUAUGAUUCGUUCUUUUAGUGCACCUUUUAGUUUGGACAAGCCUGGUGAGAUGCUGGAGGCUCGCUCAUGGUUAGACCUGUUUAAGCCAAAGGGCUAUUUGGGACUAAAGGACCACUUACGUAACUUCAAGUACGUUGAUGACGCCAUUGAGUGGAGUGUAGGUCAGUAUGCUGACGACACAGCUCGUGUGAUGCGUGUGCUUUAUCUUUGUGUUAUGGGUUCAACUAUAGUAUUUGCUAUAUAUCAGCGUGACUUUCUAAAGGAAUACUUCCGUGAGCACGUUCGUACUCAGUAUUUUACUUUAAUGCUAGAUCGUGUACCUCCGUUACAUUCCUUGGAGGAAUUUGUUCACGGUGCUACUGGUGUCCGUCCCAAGUCAGUUGCUGUUGUUUAUGACCUUGGCGAUCUUCCUGAGGGCAUGGACAAGUUACUAGACGGCUUGGAAGAGGAGGGCGGCAGCGGUGGCGUAUAUGUUAACCUUGAUAUGUCAGAUCAACAUCGCUUGUUAUUGCGUGACUUGCAGCCUAGCGGAUCAGCCUUUGCUGUAUUUAACUCCCGUCAGGAUAUGCACCGUGCGAUGAAGACCUUGGAGCAUAAUGGCAUUUGCGAUUCCCGGAUAUGUGAGAUAGAGCCUGAGGAUGUGAUGUGGUUUAACCUUCAUGGUCCAGAGCUUCAGUUUGGCCACAGUCUUGGGGUGACAUUCUGUAUCUGCUUAGCUCAAUUAUUAUGGACCUUUGUCUUCUUUUUACCUUAUGCUGCUUAUAAGUUACAUUCUGAUUCUACUGAUUUUUUUGAAUGUCUUUGGUUAUCUUGGUUUGCUUCUAUUGGCAAUUCAUUGGUUGGUACUGCUAUUCAGGUUGGUACUUCCAGGAUAUCAUUUGUCAAUCGUGAGCAUUCUGAAUCCUACUUAAUGUGGAUCUCCGCAUUUAUGCAGUUGAUCAAUGUAGGUUGCAACUUGUUAUUGGCCCAUUUGGUUAACUACGGUGGUCGUUACAAGGUAGUAUCUAUGGUUAAGGACUACCUCCUUUACAUGCGUACUCCUACAUUUCGUGUUGGUGAGGAGGUUUCUAUAUCCCAAAGUCUCAAUUCCUUUAUGAAAGGCGUUUUGCUAUCGAUACCACUGAUGACUUUUCUAUGUAUCUAUUAUGCCAUGCCUAUAUUAAAGUUGUUAUUCCUACUAUCUGCUGACCUUGGCGAGACUGAAACUAGUCGUCUGGUUCGUGGUUCUAAAUUUACUUUACCUGAUCGUUACUGUACCUCUAUUGUGUAUCUAACAUCUUGUUUAUUAUUACAAUUUGUUAUAGAGAGCAAGUUACAGGCUGUUACCUUAUCAUUAUGUUUAUUGGCUUCUUGUAUUUUGCACUAUGUUACUGAUGGUUACUUGUUAUUUUACAAGUGCAGGUCAACUCGCAUUUCAGGUUUCGGUUCAUUUUACAAUGCUUUGCUUCUUUGGUCGUUACCUACGGGUUUACUUGCUAUAUGCCCCUCUUAUUGGCGUUGGCGUGCUGCUAAUGGUCGUUUAUCUACUAUUAUCAUUAUUUUCUGUGCUCACAUGUUAUUUUACCAUUGCUUUAUGCGUCAUGCUUAUGGUAAACGUUGGCGUUUUGACGUUUCUGAGCAUAACACUUCAAAUUCAGAUUACACUAUGGGUAAUCCUGUGUACACUCUUCGUCGAUUGGUUCCAUCUUAGUUACCGAAAAUGGUAAUUUAUGGCCCUACC
This is a messenger RNA of Babesia bovis T2Bo, 2393 nucleotides long. RefSeq names its product putative integral membrane protein. NCBI's taxonomy places the organism in Eukaryota, Apicomplexa, Aconoidasida, Piroplasmida, Babesiidae. The transcript has a single exon. The coding region runs from base 18 to 2363 and encodes 781 amino acids. The record is from RefSeq and is a predicted model, not a curated record.